Messenger RNA from Bactrocera neohumeralis, 10262 nucleotides. It is a transcript of the gene apolpp, whose product is annotated as apolipophorins. The transcript is spliced from 8 exons. NCBI's taxonomy places the organism in Eukaryota, Metazoa, Arthropoda, Insecta, Diptera, Tephritidae. Gene Ontology annotation, molecular function: lipid carrier activity. The record is from RefSeq and is a predicted model, not a curated record. Gene Ontology annotation, biological process: lipid transport. Bases 128 to 10156 code for a protein of 3342 amino acids.
AAGUUAUGAUUUACUUUCAAGUUGUCGUUGCAUCCGGUGCCGGUCGGAUUAUUCGCACUGAAAUUUCCGUUUGUUUAAAACCUAGAAUAUUCUGAAUGAAAAAACAAUUGAAAUCAGGGAUUGGACAAUGAGAGCAGUUAAUCGUGGCCUCCUCGAGGCCGUCUUAUUUUGUAUUUUAGUCAUUAAUGCUGCAAAAGCAGAUAUUUGCAAAAGAGGAUGCCCUCAAUCUGAUGGUGACACCUUAAAAUUUCAACCAGGCCAUCUUUACGAAUACAAUUUCGAUUCAAUAUUGACCGUUGCCCUCGGCACCGGCUCAAGUACAGCCGCUGAUGAUACAAGCUUAAAAUUGAUUGGAACAGCUAAGGUUUUCGCUGAAGGGAAUUGCGGAUAUACGUUGCAGUUAAGUGCAGUCAAAGUUUCAGCUACCAAAGAAGCCACCGAAAAGAAGAUAGUACAGAACAUUCAGAAGCCUGUACAUUUUAUUUUGGUGAAUGGAAAAGUUGAACCACAAUUGUGCACAGAUCCCAAUGAUAGCCAAUAUGCCUUAAAUAUCAAACGAGCCAUUAUUUCUUUGUUACAAUCUAACACCGAGGAUGGUGCUGAAGUCGACGUUUUUGGGCAGUGUACCACCCACACAUCGGUAUCGAAUGUUGCAGGGUCAGAGGUUGUAACCAAAGUACGCGAUCUAAAUUAUUGCAGUUACCGGGAGAAUACUCGCAGUAGCUUAAUACAUGGGGUUGUCAACCAGGCUGCCGGAGUCAAAUCUGCUCAUCUUUUUAAGGCGGGCUAUGUUAAAGAAUCAAAAAUAGUGGAUGGUAUUGUUGAAAGUGUUCAUUUGGCUGAAGAUUAUAACUUCGGUGUCGCCGAGAAAGAUGUAAAUAGUAUACGAGGAAAAGUUAUUACAAAUUUGAAAAUAAAAAAUCUAGCUGGGAUAACUUCUGCCGCCCCACAAACGGGUAACCAUGGCGUUUCAAUAAUUUUUCAAAAACCGGAAACAUACUCUACCAAAAAUUUAGCAGCUUUAAAAACGACUUUAAUACAAUUAGUCAAUUCACUGGAUUCAUAUGUAAAGAAGGAUAGUGCCAAAGGCUUUAUUGAACUGAUACAUUUGAUGCGUAAUGCUGACACAGAUACUUUGCUUGAAUUGGCCGCUGUUCCCCACCCGAAUACCGUUUUGACCCGCAAAGUAUAUCUAGAUGCUUUAUUCCGAACUGGCACUUCUGAAUCGGUCAAGUCUAUAUUCAAGCAAUUUAAUAAAAUGAAUGAGCAAGAAAAGUUUAUUGCUAUCAUUUCAUUAAACCUUGUUCAAACGGUGGACAAAGACACUUUAAGUCAAUCAAUUAUUUUGCUGACGCCAACUGCAUCAAAACACGUAUAUUUGUCAAUUGGUUCAUUAGUUUCCAAAUAUUGCCUAUCUAAAGGAUGCGUGCAAGGAGACUUAGAAGUUAUUACAAAGAAAUUUAUUGAUCAUUUAAAACACUGCAAAGCUAACACAAGGAAAGAUGAAGAUCGUAUUGUCAAUGUAUUGAAAGGAAUCGCUAAUAUGAAACAUACAGCUAGCAAUGCUGUUCCUGCCUUAGCUGAGUGUGCUUCACCUGGGCGUUCAAAUAGAAUACGUGUAGCAGCUCUACAAGCUUUCUCCUCAGCCAAAUGCGAUUCAGUACUGACACAGAAAGCUUUAGCUUUACUCCGUGAUCGAAAUGAGGAUUCUGAGCUAAGAAUUGAAUCAUAUUUAGCAGCUAUUGACUGCCCAAACGCAAAUGUGGCCAUUGAAAUCGCAGAUAUUGUAAAUUCAGAGGAAGUUCAUCAAGUUGGUGGUUUUAUUGCAUCCAGUCUUAGAGCGAUACGCGAUUCAACAGACGAUCACCGUGCCCUUCAGCGCUAUCAUUUGAGUAACAUUCGUAUUACCAAACAUUUCCCAAAGGAUCUAAGGCGAUACAGUUACAAUGAGGAAAUAUCUUAUAGAGUUGAUGCCCUUGGCCUUAGUGCAAGUUCAGACUACAAACUGAUAUACUCUCAACAUGGAUUCCUACCCCGUUCGGCUACAUUAAAUGUUACUACAGAAAUUUUCGGAACUAAUUUCAAUGUUUUCGAAGUUAGCGCAAGACAAGAAAAUUUAGAGAAUAUUCUUGAAUAUUAUAUUGGACCUAAAGGUUUGCUUAAUAAAGAUUUUGAUGAAAUAAUUAAAAUGGUCGAAGAGAUGGGCACUUCUGGCGACAGGAGUCGUCGCUCACUUGUUGAUGACACAACAAAAUUCUCAAAGAAAUACAAAACAUAUGGCAAUAAAAACUUUCAGGAUGUCAACAUUGACUUAUCGCUAAAAUUCUUCGGCUCUGAAAUGUUGUUCCUUAGUUUAGGUGACCAUAUACCUAGUUCAUUAGAUGAUAUUAUCAAAAGUUUUUCUUCAGUCUUUGAUAAUUUGAAAAAGGAAUUAUUAUCGCUUAACAAAGAGUACACUUUACAUGAUCUGUUUCUUGAUGUAAAUGCUAUAUAUCCCACUGGUCUCGGUAUUCCGCUCGAGCUGAAUACACAAGGUUUCACAGCCAAUAAAUUAGAAUUCGGAAUCAGUUUAGAUAUUGACAGUAUCAUUGAACAGAACUAUCUAGCAACUAAAUAUCAAGUUAAGCUUGUGCCAAGUGUUGAUGUUAGUUUGAAAUUACAACUAGGCUUUAGCGCAUAUGUCUUAGCAACAGGCCUGCAAGUUGAAUUGAAUCUUCAUUCAGCCUCUGGUGCUGACGUGAAAUUCGUCCUCAGCAAUGAGGGAAACGGAUUCAACGUAGACAUACAUUUGCCACGAAAUAAGUUGGAAUUAAUAAAUGUAAAUGUUAACCCCGGAUUUUAUAUCACGGAACUUGAUAAGCCAACAAAGGUGAUUGCUUCAAAAAAUAAUAACAAGCAGAAUCCUGAUAACUAUCAAAUGUGCUUUAACCAAUUAGACGUUAUUGGAAUUAAUUUAUGUGUCGAUGCGGCUGGUAUUGCAAUUGAUAAAGAAAAUUCAUCAAAUUCUGCCGAUAUUUACAAUUUAAUACAUGCAGUUAGCCUAAGUGUCUAUACAGAAACAGAGAAGAAUUACAAUCUGCGUGGUUCAUAUAUAGCACAGACGAAUAGUGGAAGUCAAGAAUGGAAAGUAGAGUUGAAUACUCCUGGAUCACGAGAACCCCAUACAGCUACCACUACCUUUGAGGUUGGAACAAAUCCUCGUACUUAUGCCAGAUUAGCAUUUGAUACUCCUCUACAUCACUUUGCUCUUGAGUCAGGAUUUAAUAAUGAUAACCAUGAACUAGUAUUUUAUGUUCAAUAUGAAGAUAAUGACAAACUUAACCGAAACAGAAUUGGUUUCCUUCGUAAUGGCAAUGAAUAUCGUCCCAUUGUUGAGUUACAGGAUAAAAAUGGUGUUUCUAAUGAAAUUUUCGGUUAUCGUCUGGAUGGAAAAGUUCUUCUACAGAAAACUGGUGACAAACAAGCCAAGUACAUUUUCGACAAUUUACUAGUAUCAAAUAAACAAAACGAACUCGUUGUUCUAAAUGGAUGGAGUGAAUUGGGACCAUCCUGGUUAAUCAACGAGUUACGAGUAGGUAUUGGGAAGGAUUCAUACCUAGUCAAAAGCAACUUUAGAGUAGAAAAGGGUAUAUAUGAUUUUGGAUUUUUCAUAAACGAUCAUCGAUCACCUCACAACGUCUAUGGAUCCUCUGCUCAUGUUGAAUUAGCCGAACAAGUUUUUGUUGUAAAAUUGGUUGGAGCAGCUGCGUCAUGGAGUGUAGAUAUCAGUAAUGAAGUACAGUACACUAUUUCUGAAGAUUCCAAUGAUCUUACAUCCAGUAGCUUUAAACAUGAUAUAGCUCUGAAAAAUAAAAAUAAUAUUGUUGGUAAAUUUAAAUUGAAUGGGCAGACCUCUGGUAACAACAAAUUGGAAUUUGAAACCGAAUUAAUUCGAGGUAAGAGAGUUGCUGCCAUUUCCAUAAAAUAUGAUGGAAAUCGACAUACACUAGGUGACUAUAUUUUUGAGGUUCACGGCAAAUAUAACAAACAUUUUGCUGAUAUCAUUGCCAAGUGCGACUUAAACGGAAAUCGAUUUCUUAUCGAUAACACGUUGGCAACUAGUUGGGGUACAUCUGUUACCGUAAAAGGUGAAGUAGGACAACGUUUCUCAGCUCAGGAUAUAUAUAUUGAUGUUCGCGGUAUAGCUCAAUUCAACAAGAUGGACAAACAGCUGCAAUGGAUUCUCAAAGUAAUCGGUGCACCUGAAAAGACUAAUAGUGAGCUGAAAAUUUCACGGGAUAAUGCAGAAAUUUUAAAGUACGGUGGAGAACUGCAGCAUCCACAGGAUAAAAUAUCAAGUGGUAAAAUCAAUAUAUCUGUCAAAAAUAUAGCGAUGUUAAGAGGCGACUAUAAAGUAGCCAAAAAUGGCAAAGGUGAAUCUAAUAUAGCAAUUGAAUCACUUAAAUCUGAACAAAAACAUAAAGUUGAUAUUAACUCGAAAUUUCAAGUUCAAGCACCUAAAUAUGAAUUGGAAGCCACCAUUAUUUUUGACGGUGAGAAGAAAAUCUUCCUUAAGACGGAUAAUAAUGUGGAUAAAGUGAAAUUCGUAACCAAGAAUUUGGCAGAGAUUUCAAACAAAAAGGCUUCUUUCGAAGCUAAUGUUGGUGUUAAAGGAGAUUGGCGCUCCAACGGAGAAUUACAAGGAAACUUCUUUCUUACUAUCCCCACCGGUAGAGUCGUAGACGGUAAUGUCAGACGCAAAAUUUCUACAAACAGUAGAACAGGGAACAUACAUGGCGAUAUAGAAGUACAAGUAAGCGAAAUUCACAGCAAUAAAAAACGUACUUUAGCUUACUCAUCACAUGUCGACAAAUUCAAUUUAAAAACUAAAGAAAUCUCACAGAAGUCUCAACUCACCUAUACUGAUGUUGAUAACAAAAAAUUGGAAUUGUCUGCUGACAUUAAUCACUUACCAAAAAAUCAAAGCAAAUUUAUAGAUAUUAAAUCCAAGCUACGAGGUGAUAUACUCAAUAUUCCUAUCGAUGCGAACUUCGUAGUUGAUGAAUAUGACAAAAAGCACGCCGUAUUCCGAAUUGACAUAAAAUCUGCUGGUGAAUUUAAUUAUAAUGUUAAUGGUAGAUAUAAUUUGGGUGGUAACGACAAUCCUGCAACUUUUGACGUUCAGGGUAAUAUCCAACUGCCCAAAAGUACCCUCCAAUCAAUUAAUUUCAGUUCAAAUGGUAAACUGGUGAAGCCUUCUUCCAACAGCGGCACAUAUUUAAUUGAACUGCAUGUAGACGAACAUUUUGGUGAUAAUCAAUUCUUACGUUUGAACACAAUUUCGAAAAGUUCUCAACAACAAGGAGCAUAUACUUUUGAUUUCGAAACUAAGGAAAUGCAGGGACCACUAAAAUUAGAGGGUACUUAUCAAAUUGAACAUCAGGGAGAUCUAAAAGAUGGGACUGCUAGCGGAAAAGAGCGGUAUUCAUUUAACUUUAACUAUAAUAAUAAAUUCGUAAAAACUUCCGCUGAUCUUACUUAUGUCGGGUUUGAUACAGCUGUAGCGCAUUAUACAUUGGACAGCAGUUUCGAAUCAGCCAAAAAUAUUGAUGUGGAUUUACAUCUUCAAAAACUUGAAGUUGGUACAUAUGAGCUUAAAUGUCAGGCAAGGAGUGGUAAUAAUAUAUAUGCAUCAGUUUCUAAAACUUACCAGUCACAGUAUAAAAAAGGACUUGAUAUACAAGUAUCAGUUCCAAAUGGUAGUCCAAUAGUUAUUGUGGGUAUCAUUGAUACCUUAGGUGAAUACAAAACUAAAAUUACAGUAGACGUUCAGAACGUCAUUGGUUUAGAUUUGACAUCUAACAUCGAGUCAACACAUCAAGCUAUAAAUGAUUUCUUGGUUAAAGCCAAUUGGAACUCAAUUAAAUUAAACCUUGAGAACUAUAAUCUAGAUGUACGGUCACAUGACAACUCCUUAAUUUUCAAUUUGAAAAAUGCUAAAGGUGUGAUUUUUGCUGGUAGCGCGACAUACACUCAAAAGAAGGAGAAAAACAAGAUCUUUAUCGAAGGCCAAGGACAGAUGCAAUAUCAGGGGAAAACACAAAAGACAAAUUUCCGUCUCAUACAUCAUAUCUUUGACAUCAACAUAGACAAAGAAGUAGGCUUUUCGUACGCCCUAGACGGUAACUUUGGACCAAAGAAAGGAGUGUCUACUUUAAAGAUAACGAAUAAAGGAGUUGAUGCUAAAUUAUCAAUUUGCGAAGAUAAGAAACAAUGCACAAAUGUGCAGUUGCAAUCGAUUGUAUCCCAAAAUAGUCAAGAAAUCGAUUCAUCACAAAAUUCUUUACUAAUUGUUAUUGACUUACGUGAACUUGGCUACCCAUACGAAUUUGAAUUCCAAUCAAAGACUAUUCGUCAAGGACUCAAGUUGCAAUAUAGCUUAGAAUCUCAGAUUGUUUCAAAUAAUAACUUAAAAUAUAUGUUGGUUGCUGAUAUCCAGCACACAAAUUCAAACAUUCAAUUAAAAUUACCUCAUAGAGAACUCUUACUAGAGGUGAAGCAGCAAUUCCCUGAGCAGGGGAAAUUUUUCGGACAUUAUGAAAAUUCUCUAGCCUUCUUCUUUGACAAAACGAACAAACCAAAUGACGUCACACGUUUUAAAGCUGUUGCGGAUAUAACUGGUAACGAACUCACGGCGAUAAAUUUAAGCAGUGAAAUCAAAUUUGAACAUCCAACCAUUCGCCCAUUGGCAAUUUCGGGCAAAGUUGACGCUAACGGCCAGCAACAGAGUGUAAAGAGUGAAAUUGUUUUCGACAUAUUCCGCUUACCGGAGCAAAAGAUCAUAGGUUCCUUGCGCACGAAAAACACGCACCAAGGAAACAGCUUUAAUAUUACAACUUUCGAAUCGCUAUACUCCAAAGGCCUUGGAUUUAAUUACGAAUUCAGCGGCCACACCGCACUUAAUGUAGACUCGCAAGUAUUCAGUGCAGCGGCAACAUUAAAUAGCGGUGCUUCAGAUUUAAAGGUCUCAGUGAAUGCCUACGGCACAAAGGAUCACUCUGAUUUGACAGUUUAUGUUCUAAAUGAGCCCAUAUUACAGGUCGCAGUUGACUUCAAUCAACAGAAAUAUGCCUUCAAUACUAACAGUAAAUUGCAGCUUUUCAGCCAAGCUCCUAUUGAGCUCAUAACCGAUUUUCAACCAAUGCAAGUGAAAUUCAUUGCUAAACGCAAAGGUCUUAUCGAAAUAGACGGCGAUGUAAAACUUGGCAAAGAACUUAAGCUUAACUUACAAGCCACCGGCAAACAAUUGUUCAGUGGCCGUAUAGCAUUAGAUGCACCGCAUUUCUUGCAGACAUCUUAUUCCAGUAACAACGAAGACAUAAAAACAUUUUUGAAUGCUGUCGAAUCCGAGACCAAAAAGGAUACAGAAGCAACAGUUCAGAUAAUAAAGAACAAAUUCAAAUAUAUACGAGAAGCUGUCGACCAACAAGCGAAAUUAUUAAAAGACAGUACACCCGACCUUUUACAACUUAAGAACAACUAUGAUGCGAAUGUCAACGAAAUCGCACAUGAAUUAGAGAACGAUCCAGCUUUAAAACAGAUCAGCGAAUGCUGUAAAAAAAUGUACGCUAAAUUUACAAAAAUUGCCGGGGAUUUGUCGAAGAAUGUUGCUGAAUCCAAUGAGAACUUAUAUAAGUCCGUAACAGAAUUUUAUGUAAAAUUAGAAUCUACAUUAAAAGAAACGGUGUUGCCAGCAUGGGAAAACCUCUUGGUCACCACUUCGAACGUUCUUGGUGACUUGCGCGUACAAUUAGUGAAUUUAACCACAGAAUUGGUCCAAGAUAUUUGGACUACUUUAGAACAGUAUGGACCAGCAUUGAAAAAUUAUGGGAAAGUCAUUAGUGACUCAUUAAACCCUUUAAUUGAAGCUUUCGAAGAACUUGUCAAAGCAGCAGUCGAUGCAAUUGAAGACAUAUGCGAGGAACUCAGGGAAUAUUUAACGAAACUUCCAUCCCUUGAUGAACUGUAUAGCGAACUGAAAAAGCAAGUGAAAAAGUUGCGACUUGCAGAAAACGCUUUACAAUUAUUGAACGAUGUUUUUGACCAGCUGCAUAUUUUACCAUUGACGCCAGAAUCAAAUGAAUUCUUCGACAAAUUACGUGAAUACACAAAAGCUAAGCUAACUAACAAUCCAGUAAGUGAUGAGCAAGUAUUACAGGAACUAACAAAACUUUUGGUUAAAGCUCUACGUUCUGUUUGGACUAACUUGAACUUCAACUCGCCUGUGGGAUCAACCGACAUUUCAGACAAUAUAAUUAGUUCUCUAUUGGGUAUCACAUCAGAAUUGUUUGAUAUUUUUGAUAAACUACCAAGUAUAUUAUCAUUCCGCUUCAGUGUCUUCAAUUUCUUAUUAAAUGAAAACUGGGAAAAUGUUGUUAGCGAAAAAUUUCUUAAGUCGUGGAUUUUCUUCAAUGAUUUUAAUCUACACGGUCACAUUGCGGAUGGCCAUCAAAUUUUCACAUUCGAUGGUCAGCAUUACUCUUUUCCAGGAAGCUGCAAGUACAUAUUGACUCAAGACAGUGUUGACAAUAAUUUUACUGUAGUCGCACAUCUUAACAAUGGCAAGCUAAAAGCUAUAAUAUUAACCGAUCGUGACGGUAACUUCGCUGAAAUUUCAGACUCAGCUGCUUUAAAAAUCAAUGGCAAAGAAAAUGAGUUCCCUCAACAUUUUAACGGCAUUCAUGUUUGGCGUUUAUUCUACACCAUCUGGUUAUAUUCGGAAUAUGGCGUUGAAAUUAUGUGCACUCAGGAUUUGAAAAUUUGCAAUGUUAAAGUAAAUGGUUUCUACACAAGCAAAACGCGUGGUCUCCUUGGCAAUGGAAAUGCGGAGCCAUACGACGACUUAAUUCAAGUAGAUGGCACUAUAGCUCAACAUUAUGCUUCUUUCAGUAAUGGCUACGGAAUCGGGAAGUGCGUACCAAUAACAGCAAAACCAGCAGAUGAAAUCGGUCGUUCAGAAAUUUGCACGGAGAUAUUUAGUCUAGAGUCGCCCUUAAUGACUGGCUAUAUCUUUGAAAAUCCCGCACCAUAUCGCUUGAGGUGUGAUGCCGCAGUCGCCGAGGCUUCCGAAAAAGAAAAGGAAGACGCAGCAUGCCUAAUAGCUACUGCUUAUGGCUCAGCCUUGAAAUUAAAAGAGAUUCCAACUCAGUUACCAUCUCGUUGCUUGAAAUGCGCUGGUGCUGCUGGACAGCGUGAAUUAGGUCAGGAGUUCACUGUUAAAAUACCAAAUAAUAAGGCUGAUAUUAUUUUUGUUGUCGACCUUGAAAUUAGUUCAACUGUGCUUAGCAACUUUGUUGCGCCUGUAAUAUUAGAGGUACGUGACUCGCUAAAAACUCGUGGUUUCACUGAUGUGCAAAUCGGAGUAAUUGCUUAUAAUGAGACUCAACUUUAUCCAGCUGUGUUAACUAGUGACGGUGGAAAAAUUAAUUAUCAAGGCAAUUUAAACAAUGUCCGGCUUAAUGGUCCAAAGAACAUUUGCUUACACUGCCUCUCUCAGGAGUUGGCGGAUCCGAAGGUUGUCGAAAUAUUCAAGGGCAUUGAAUCACUCUUCAGAAGUAUCGUACCACAAUCAGACGAAAAGGCAUUCAGAUUAGCACUCAAUUAUCCAUUCCGUGCAGGAUCUGCAAAGAGUAUUGUUGGGGUCCGUAGUAACACUUUGGAUUUCGUCAAUUUGUUCAAAUUGGUACGAGCUCACUUAACGGAUACAUCAACAAACUUUAAUGGGGCUUUGUUGCACCUGAUUGGUCCAGUUAAUGACCUAUCUGUCGAAAACAUUCCUAAAGAAAAGCUAGUCGGGUUCAAUUCUCGUUUGAUUGCUACGUUAGACGGAAAAGAUGCCAAAAAACGUCAAAAAUUGCAAUUUGGAAAUGAUAUCGGCAUCGAAUUUGCUCUCAACAAUGGUGGUUGGGUCUUCACAACAGAAAACUUCGAUCAACUGAAACCUAAUGAACAGAAAAAGGCUCUUAACCAAGUCGUAAACACGUUAGCUGAUACACUUUUCAGGACAGAAAUAGUUAGCGAAUGUGAAUGUGAAGUGGUACAUGGUUUACAUGCGCAGCAUCGGUGUGUAAUUAAAUCGUCCAAUUUCCUGCCGAACAAAAAACUCAAGGCGAACUAGAUUGCUGAUUUACUAUUUAAACUCAAUUCAAUAUCUACAAAUGAAAACAAUACAAAAAAAUACUUAUUUUGUUUCAAUAUAAAUAAAGAAACCACAACAAAAACUA